GGUGGAGGCCAGAAGCCGGCUGGACUGAAAGGGACGUCUCCUCUCCGAAGACUCUUCAAGAAAUCACAAUGUCAACCAACACAGACCUUUCUCUCUCUUCAUACGAUGAAGGUCAGGGGUCCAAGUUUAUUCGGAAAGCUAAGGAGACACCAUUUGUCCCCAUUGGAAUGGCCGGCUUCGCAGUGAUUGUUGCAUAUGGGCUCUACAAGCUGAAGAGCAGGGGAAACACGAAGAUGUCUAUUCACUUGAUCCACAUGCGUAUGGCAGCCCAGGGCUUUGUUGUGGGGGCCAUGACUCUUGGUAUGGGCUAUUCCAUGUAUCAAGAAUUCUGGGCCAAGCGUAAGCCUUAGAAGAGCUGCUGCCUUGGUCUGGGAAGUGCUUGCUUUAGUUAGACGUCUCAUAUUGAGGUUACAUGUUUGUGUCUGCAAUAAAUAAUAUGGGUUUAG
Molecule: messenger RNA, 446 nt
Organism: Rattus rattus (black rat)
Lineage: Eukaryota; Metazoa; Chordata; Mammalia; Rodentia; Muridae
Product: HIG1 domain family member 1A, mitochondrial-like
Exons: 1
Coding region: 69-350 (93 amino acids)
Biological process (GO): negative regulation of apoptotic process; mitochondrial respirasome assembly
Cellular component (GO): mitochondrion
Source: RefSeq, a predicted model, not a curated record